AUGUCGUGCCAUUCGCUGGCGACACGUGCGUUCGCCGAGCCCGACAAGGAUCCGCACUGCUCGUCGCGUGCCACUUUCCACAGAACGGUGCGUUUCAGUUCAGAUUCCAGAAGUCAGGCGAGAACUUCAAGUGAAACAGAAUGCAAGCGAGAAACGCCGGGUUCGAUGUCGCUCAGUGCGCUGUCAGUCACUCCCAUGUCUCAGACGUCAGCGAUGAGCCAGUCGGCGCCGAGCGCCUCAUCGGCCUUCGACAUCGAUGAUACGUCGCCUCCGCCUCCGUGCAGAUUUCCAAAGCUAGAGGAAUGCGCUCAUUUCCAUUAUGAGAGAGUAUCGCUGGGAGGUUUACGAGUCGAACUGGUGCCCUGUGAUUCCGCUGCGGACACGCCUUCCGAAGGCUGGGUCUGCCUCAAAGUACGUUCCCACAUAAACGACGAUGAUGACACAUGGACGCUGACUAGGAAUAAGGAUAACUUCCUACAUCUUGACGAUAUGUUGCACAGGUGUAUAUAUGACAGAAAAGUGUCCGGCUUACCCAAUUUGAAAGAAGCAAUGACUCCUGAACUGCUCCAAGAUGAAGAAGAUUACAAACAGCUUAUAGCAGACUACGUUCACCACUUCUCCAUCAUUGCUGACGACUCCAUCAAUUGCGGGCCAGCAUUGAAUUGGUUGCAAAUGGAUAAUAAGGGUCAUAAGCUACUGGUGUCCAACGAGGACUCGAGUUCGAUCAACACACCAGCUGUGGCCGCUGCAUAUUCAGUCAGGAAAUAUGUGUCUCAGGCCCGCGACGAGAUUAGCUUCGAAGUCGGCGAUAUGAUAUCAAUAAUUGACAUGCCAGGGCCCCAGGAGUCCACGUGGUGGCGUGGGAAACGAGGCUUCCGUGUGGGUUUUUUCCCACACCAUUGUGUCGCCGUUAUCGGUGAUAAGGUCCCGAGACACAUGACACAGCCUCCGCCCAUCGUUGGGUCGGUAGCCGUAGCCCCAAUAAAACCGGUGCUCAGGAAACACGGGAAGCUGAUAUCGUUGUUCAGGAGUUUCAUACUGUCCAGACCAUCGAGGCGGAGUCUCAAGCAGCAGGGCAUCUUGAGGGAGAGGGUGUUUGGGUGUGACCUUGGAGAGCAUCUCUUGAAUUGUGGCCAUGAGGUCCCACAGGUACUGGUGGAGUGCGCUAGCGGCAUUGAACGUCGAGGCGCUGUAGACGGAGUGUACCGACUGUCGGGCGGGGCCGCACUAACUCAACGUCUGCGGGCCGCCUUCGAUGCAGGGGUCCACGUAGACCUCACCCAACCGCUACAGAGAGACCCGCACGCGCUCGCCAGCCUGCUCAAGAUGUACUUCCGUGAGCUCCCAAACCCGCUAUGCACUUACCAGCUGUACGAGAGUUUUGUCAGAGCAGUACAAGUGCCUGAGGAAAUGCGUCUGAAGGCAAUGAGAGAUACAGUUGUGAAGCUACCGCCGCCUCACUACAGGACACUGGCGUAUCUGAUGAGGCACUUGCGUCGCGUGUCCCUACUGAGCGCGUCCACCGGUAUGACGGCUCGCAACAUGGCCAUCGUGUGGGCGCCCAACCUGCUGCGCUCGCCCGAGCCGCAGCACGCGCUGCAGGGCGUCGCCGUGCAGGCGGUGGUGACAGAGUUCCUGAUCUGCUAUGCUGAAGAGUUGUUCUCCCAGGAGCAGGGCGCUGACUCCGGACCCAGCUCGAUAGAACAGGAUUGUUACGAUUCACACAUCGAACUAAGAGGACUGGAAACCAGCAAGCGACCGAAGAGUCUGCCUCUAAAUCCACCCACCAAGCUGUUGAGCCUAGAGGAAGCGAGGCGUCGUGGACGCUGCGCGUGCGCAUCUCCAACACCCCCUCGCUCCGCACCGCCCGCCCUAAGACCCGCCGGAAACGUGCCACCUAAGUACAUCGAGGUGGGAUCUGGACCUAAUAACUUACCGCAGUAUCACACAGUAUUAGAUUUACCAGUACCAGGCUCGAAACGUGCAUUGAAGCGUUCGACGUCAGGCUGGCGAGGCUUGUUCAGUCGAAGCAAACGGGCCCCCAGCGCUCCGCACGAAGUGCCAGUUAGUGCGACAACGCUGCGGCCGGCGAAGUCGUGCGAGUCGCUGACGUCGGAGACGGACGCCUUGCCGCCGCUCGCGGGCACGGCGGUCGCGCCUCUGAAGCACCACACCCGGUCGGCGUCGUGCGACUCGUACUUCGAGCCGUGGCAGGCGGAGCUGGCGGGCAUGCGCCUGCGCCUGUCCCCGCAGGAGCGCCACCGGCACAUGUUCAGCGAGGAGGACGACACCGCGGCCGCCGCGCACACCGCGCAGGACGACUCGCUGUGCUCCAGCCCGCCCGAGUCCGCGCCGCCCUCCAACGCGCCCUCGCCGCGCCGCCUCGACUGCGACCUCGCCGAGAGAAAGCGAGCUGCUCUGGAACGUCUGGAAGCCCAAGUAGCGCAACUCGGCUACAUCGACGGGGACGCCGACCCGGUCACGGACCGACAGCCCGCUAAGAGAAUAUGCAAAGACCGUGACAGUCCCCUAUCAUCAACGUCAGACUUUCAGACAUCGCUGACAAACGUCAAACUAAGAGACCGAAACUCGCCGAGGAAACAGAAAAACACGUCGCGUUACAGCGGCUUACACAACCCGGUAUUAAACGACCCGGAUAAGCCUGUAACCCGGUUAACGUGGCACGGUAAAGACGGUCAUUCGACGCUUAUUAAAAUAGACUGGCCAGCGGAAAACUCGUCGGUCAGUAAUUUGACUACGAGUACAAUGAACUCGGCUCCGAUUACUCCAGCGACACCGGUCUACGAUCCCUUGGAGAGUGAUUCAGAGAUAAGCGAUAAUAAACAUACCAUUACGAUUAAAAGCAGCGAUUGUAACACCUGUGAUGAGAAGAAGUGUCUCAAAUGCGAACUAAAAGCCACAGAUUAUGAGAACGUUAAAGAUAUGGCACGAGAUCACUCGGAACACAACCUGCACGACAGUCUAGACCCUAGUCCCUUACAUUCGACGGAAAUAAGCUAUCAGAACCUAAAUAGAUUAUCAGCUGUGUCAACGUCAUCGAACUCUGACCAAAAUUCGCAUAAAAGGGACGGUGACGUCAUGAAGGUAAUGACGUCAUCGCACGAAAGUUCUUCGAGCUAUUCUAACGUCAGUUAUAAGCAGGACGAAUUGUACGAGUGCUAUAAUUUCACAAGACCUAACUAUAUAAAUCUAUCAUCUAGUACGUCUAAAAGUUCGCCUGGUAGCCCUUUGAAGAGUCCUCUUAAAUCGACAAUUAGUAUAACAUUUAGGUCUCCCGUCAACAUUAAAUCACCAGAUUAUGAGCCUAUAGGUAACGAAACGCCUACGAAUGAAAGAGAUUCGGUGUAUGAAGAUAUAGAUCUAGAAAAGAAUCUGUCUAUAGUCGAAGAUGCAAGUGUUCCGCAAACGGACGCAAGCUUACCAACACAACAAGCCUGCCAACCUGAAGAUUAUAACCACGACCUAAUCAUACUCGAAACUCCAACAGAAUCGACCGUAGACAACGGCAUCGAUGUGUACAGUCAAGUCAAAUUCUUCAAAAAGAGUAUAGAGGAAGUGAACGCUAUGAUACUAGAAACACCGGAGAAAGAGACGGAAUAUGAGAACGUAGCGUUUGCGGAAACGAGAGAUAGCUUAGAUACGAAGGAAGACGAAUCUUUGGAGAGGGAAAACGGUAAUGUCAUUAAACCUAUAAUUGCGACGAAAAAUUUAAACGUAAGAGAACUAGCAAUUAGGUUCGAAAGUCCGACAGAACAAAAGGGUCCCUUCACAUUUGAUAAAUACAAAACCGAAGUCAAAUAUCCAUCAUUAGAAAAAAAUGACGAGAAAGUCGAAACUAGAAAGAAAGAAAUGAAAAAUCCUCCGCCGAUAUCGCCAAAAACGUACAAGCUUACUAAGAAUUCAAACGCGAGAUCGCUAGACGAAAACGCGUUUAUAAAAGAGUUUGGUACAGAUAAGGAUAGGCGGAGAAGCAUGGAAGUUAAGGAUGCAAAGAGACAGUCUAAGUACUUACCAGACUUGAACCUAAACAUGGAGGAACAAGAGAUAAAGUUGGAAAGCAUAACCCCGACAACAGAGAACAAACUAUCUUUAAUACAAAGGUUCGAUAUAAAAAAACCUGAACUGAAGGACCUAAUAGGCUUCGAUACGGAAAAAAAGUUAAGCAGAGAGAGAAUAGAGAAAUACAAGGAAGAACGGAGAAAUUUCCUCCGAGAAAAAUAUAGUUCCCAGUCGUUUAGAAGUAAUCCAGAACAGUUGACUAGGAUAAAACUAAAAAAGGACGAAAAGACCGACUGUGAACGAUUAAAAGAUGAUUUACCAAAGUUUGAGCGUAGGAAUACAGUAGACCUAGGUCAGAGGAUGCGAUUUUCGUUAGCUAGGAGCGCUAACAACCUAGACACAAUACCGUCCCCGAUAAGUCCUAGUGAAGAUAUGAGAGAGAAAAUAUCACCGUCAUACAACAUUCGCGACAUGGCCGCAAUAUUCGAACAGAAAUCACAAAACAGCGGUUGA
Molecule: messenger RNA, 4533 nt
Organism: Melitaea cinxia (Glanville fritillary)
Lineage: Eukaryota; Metazoa; Arthropoda; Insecta; Lepidoptera; Nymphalidae
Gene: CdGAPr
Product: GTPase-activating protein CdGAPr
Exons: 27
Coding region: 1-4533 (1510 amino acids)
Biological process (GO): small GTPase-mediated signal transduction
Molecular function (GO): GTPase activator activity; protein binding
Source: RefSeq, a predicted model, not a curated record